Molecule: messenger RNA, 630 nt
Organism: Lineus longissimus
Lineage: Eukaryota; Metazoa; Nemertea; Pilidiophora; Heteronemertea; Lineidae
Product: zinc finger HIT domain-containing protein 3-like
Exons: 4
Coding region: 175-618 (147 amino acids)
Biological process (GO): maturation of LSU-rRNA from tricistronic rRNA transcript (SSU-rRNA, 5.8S rRNA, LSU-rRNA); box C/D snoRNP assembly; snoRNA localization
Cellular component (GO): nucleus; pre-snoRNP complex
Molecular function (GO): protein binding
Source: RefSeq, a predicted model, not a curated record
UGUAUAUUAUAAUACAGCUUACAAAGUUUUGAGAGGUGUUCAGCAACAAAUGGACAUUAUUUAUACUUUUAACGGAUUGAUACAAUUUGGGUGUUGUUCGGUCACUUCCGCAUUAACAAAAACAGUUGAAAACGUGGUUUCUAUUUCUCUACCCCAAACUAUUAAGCAAUCACAAUGAUCUCAAACAAGUCAAAAUGUGAAGUCUGCCUGGAGACUUUACACAAAUACAAAUGCCCAGUAUGUUUACUGAAGUACUGUUCAGUGGGAUGUUAUAAAGAACAUAAAGAAAAAGAAUCAUGCAUCCCAAAAAUUACAGCGGUCAGUGCAUUGGAAACAGACAAGCCCACACCACAAACUAAUGUCUCAGAUUUUCUCCUUGGUGAAAAUGCAACAGCGGAUCAGGUAUCAUUAGAAAAGCUGAAAAUGUUGGGACAAUCUGACGAAGUUCUUCAUCUCCUCCAGAAUCCCCAUCUGCGGACUUUGAUGCAGAAUUUGGACAAGUCGGAAAAUCCUACCACGAGUACUGACAAAGCAAUGCAUGAACCUAUAUUCCUUGAAUUUGUGGAUGCUUGUUUGAAUGUUGUGGAACCUGAUAGGCCAAUGGAUGUAAAUAAAUGAUUUGAAUCCAUA